Messenger RNA from Cajanus cajan (pigeon pea), 696 nucleotides. The record is from RefSeq and is a predicted model, not a curated record. NCBI's taxonomy places the organism in Eukaryota, Viridiplantae, Streptophyta, Magnoliopsida, Fabales, Fabaceae.
AUGGCCGAGAGAACGGCCAGUGAGGCCGAGGAAGGUAGCGAAGUCGAAAUAGCCAAAGGGGGCACACAUUCGAUGAAGAUCGAAACUAUAACGGCUAUGCAGGCUGACAAAAAAGCAGAAAACCAAAAAGAGAUAAUCGAAAUAGCUGAGAAAGAGUCUCUCAGAGUAAGACUCAAGGAUGAGCAGAAUGGGGAUUCGGAAGGAAUUUUGGACCCCAAGCUUUUAAAUUCACCAAGGAAUGCCACUCAAACUAUGCCAUAUAAGUUGGUUUAUGGUCACGAAGCAGUUUUGCCUAUUGAUAUCAAUUUACAAUCUGUUCAAGUGCAAAGGCAAAAUGAGUUGCCAGUCGAGGAUUACUGGAAUUUAAUAUAUGAUGAACUAAUUCGACUGGAUGACGAAAGAAUGAUAGCCAUGCAAAAUGUCAUUCACCAGAAAGAAAAAAUAGCUCGAGUUUAUAACAAAAAGGUCAAGAGUAAACAAUUUUCGAGUGGAGACUUAGUCCUAAAAGUCAUCCUCCCAAUAGACCAAAAAUCUCGAGAUCGGGGUAAAUGGACCUAUAAUAGGGAAGAACCAUUCAUCAUCGAAAGACUCUACUCGAACAAUGCAUAUUUGAUCAAAGAGAUAAAUUCGAGAAAUGCAAGUAAAGUGAUCAAUGGAAAAUACUUGAAGAAAUUUCAUGAAAGUAGCAUGUACUGA